AUCUUUCAAACCAAGUCUUGGGGGAAUCAGACGAACAUCAUGAAAUCCAUCGCCGUUGUAGCUUUAGCUCUCUUUGCCUGGUAAUAUCAAUAAAAAAAUCUAUAUUAACCGUAUGAAAAAUAUUUAAAGAUAAUUAAUUGUAAAAAAAAAAAAGAAAAUGAUUUCUCUGAGUCAACAAUUGAAACAUGAUUUCUUUGAGCCGAAAAUUGAAACAUGAUUUCUUUGAGCCAACAAUUGAAACAUGAUUUCUUUUAUGUCUUUUGCCGACCAGAUUUAAAGUGAAACAGAUUGCAUAACAGAGUGCUCGUGUAAAGCAGAUGAUUAUGUUCAAAAAGAUUAAUCAAUUUAAGAUGUAAUUUCAACUAAAAAAAUACAACAGCCUCCCGGCGUUAGUAAGUUUGCUACAAACUGAACGCAAUUUGCAGAAUUAGAAAAUAUGCAAUUUCCGAACUGUUGGCUUUUACGAGACGACCGUAACUGAGACAUGAAAACCUAACAGAGGACACUCUGUGGACACUCACAAUGGAACAUACUUCAUACGACAGAGAGAUGGGUGAUACGACGGACGAAAUAAGAAACCUUUCAGACAUAAAUAAAGGCAUAUACAUUAUUCUAUUAAUCUGAGCUAUUUCAUACAAUGGGCUUAAUUUACACAAUAUUUCAUGGAAAUAAAAUAUUUUGUUUUUAUUUAAAGCAACAUGCGAGCUUUAGCUUCAUCGUUGUAAGUCGAUUUGAAAUAUGUUUUAGCUUUUUUUUUUUUUUUUAAGUGAGAAAAAGAGAAUGGAAAAAUUCCUUUGUUUAAAAACACAAUUUAGAUUUCUGCCUCAAGAAAAUAAAAUCAUUAUUCGAUUUCUAACAUUUCAGCGUGGUUGCCCAACCAGGAGGUGGCAAUGCCAAUUUGGACAGAAUUUUCAACCAAUACGCCGGCAGUGACAACACCCUGUCACAGGCUGAGCUGAACAGAUUCUGGCUUCACUUUGAUGAUAGCGGUAAGUCAGACUAUAAAAAAACAAACAAUAAUCGUGGGAAAUAAGGUACAUUUAUAUAUUUUGGUUUUCUUAAUAAGGGUUUGAAAUUUUAUAUUUGUUUGAAUGCAAAGUGAUAUUUAUGACAUAUUUGAAACAUUAUUUAACAAAUGGUUAAUUUAUUUUAAAAGUAAAAUAUUAAACUAAAUAAAAAAUGUAUUUAUUUUCCUUACAGGUGACGGUUCAGUGUCCAAACAAGAGUUUGACAGCAGCUGGAGACAAGAGGGAUUCCCCAACCCACAAAACGCUCCACUUUUCUUCCUUGAGUUGGACAGAGUAGCUGAUGAGGUCCUCAACUCCCAGGACUUUCCCCACAUCUUCAGACUCUGGGAUGAGAACGGUAAAUUUCUUAGGUUUUUUAAAUUUUAUUUUAAAAGUAAAGUCGAACGUCACUAGAAAUAAAUCCUUUAAAAAAAAGUAAACUAUACAGUAUACAAAUUUAAAAAAAAAUCGGAGGUAAAAUUGAGAAAAAUGUUUUCUGUAAAUCUAAAAUAGAACUAACUAGAACAUCAGAACAAAAAUACGUGAUACUCUAUACAUCUUCAUUUUUAUUUCUUACAGAAAAUUGUUAACUUUUAAUCUGUCUUUAUGUAAAUAAUUUCACAAGCAAUAUGCAAUAACCAAAAUAAAUUUGCUUUAAAACAAGUUUUAUGUUAUAAAACUAAAAUUAUCUUCAUUGGAUUACACAGGUGAUGGAACUGUCAGUGAAAGAGAAUUCAGAUUUAAUUGGAACGCCUACUUUGAUUAACUCACAUAACCAUAGAAUUGUACCUUGAAUUUUUU
Molecule: messenger RNA, 1808 nt
Organism: Lymnaea stagnalis (great pond snail)
Lineage: Eukaryota; Metazoa; Mollusca; Gastropoda; Lymnaeidae
Source: the annotation of a GenBank genome assembly